Messenger RNA from Penicillium odoratum, 429 nucleotides. RefSeq lists its product as uncharacterized. The transcript has a single exon. Bases 1 to 429 code for a protein of 142 amino acids. Lineage: Eukaryota; Fungi; Ascomycota; Eurotiomycetes; Eurotiales; Aspergillaceae. The record is from RefSeq and is a predicted model, not a curated record.
AUGACGACCAAGACGCAAUCCCUUUAUACUUCAUCCACAGCCCCGCACGUGUCCCAUGCCUCGAUGGACAGAAUCUUUCAAAAAUACUCAUCCUCGACGAUAACGAGCACGCCGACCACGUUAUACAUAAAGCGGACAUCGAGCAAUCCCCUCCAAGGCCUGAUCGACAGCUUCCGACUUGGGUACUACCGGUAUGAGGUGACUUAUGGGCUAUAUGUGAUGACACCGGGCGAGAAAUGUGUUGUCAACCUUAUUGUGGUGGUCGUCUUUAUGCUCUUAUCAUGGGCACUUGCUCUCUACUUUCCGGCAAUUCUAUAUCACAAGUUCACUCGCCUGACGUGGUUGGUGACAGGGCACAGUGAUGAGCAAGGGACAAUAGGGAUCCUCGACAAGCACGUCAAUCACAGUUCGCCUUUGGUCGCCUACUAG